Symbiodinium necroappetens is the source of this 388-nucleotide messenger RNA. The record is from the annotation of a GenBank genome assembly. NCBI's taxonomy places the organism in Eukaryota, Dinophyceae, Suessiales, Symbiodiniaceae.
AUGCCAGGGAUGAUGCGCUUACCGGCGAACCAGGAGCAGAUCCCCACGUGGGCGCGCGAGAUGGACCGUGAGAUGAUGCAGCGCCCGCAGACACUCCAGGUGCCCAUGGCAGAGAAGAACAAGGCCCGCAGCUCAUUUGGCGAUCUGAGCACCACGGCGAGCUCUGCCACCCGAGGAGAUCUCUCGUCUUCGUUCUCGUUCACAGGCAGCAACAGUGUCUUGGACGAGGACCGGGUCGAAAGAACACAUCGGUUGGCGGAGUUUGUGAUUCAGCUCGGCCAGGCGGAGCCUUUCCAGUGGAAGCAGGAGGUGGAGAGGGGGGUGAUGAGCUGCAGCUCCUCGAUCUGCUCCUUCGCAGACUUAAAAAUCUCAUUCUGGCAGCGUCGAG